GGCCGAGGCCUGGCCGGGCUUCAGGACGUUGAGCCUGCCGUCACUUCAAGUCGCGGGAGUGGGAAGGAAGGGUGCAAAACGGGGUCCGUUCACCACUGUGGGCGCGGGGCCCUGACUGCCUUUUCGCGGAGGUGCAGCGCCCUAGCAGCCGGGCCGCGAUCGGCGCGGGGUCCACUCAGACCAUCGAGACCGCGGGGUGGCCCAGGAGCUGCAACGAAGGUGUCGUGCGGCCGCUUGCCGCUGCCCUGGCAACUCCGCCGACGCCCCCAUCUCAACCUAGGUUCUUUUUUCCCCCUGUUCUGCAGGCUUGCUUCCGGCGUCAUGGCUCAAAGGGCCUUCCCGAAUCCUUAUGCCGAUUUUAACAAAUCCCUGGCCGAAGGCUACUUUGAUUCUGCCGGGAGGCUAACUCCCGAGUUCUCACAACGCUUGAACAAUAAGAUUCGAGAGCUUCUUCAGCAAAUGGAGAGAGGCCUCAAGUCAGCAGACCCUCGAGACAGCACUAUUUACACUGGCUGGACAGGUAUCUCUUUGCUUUACUUACAUCUCUAUGAUGUGUUCGGGGACCCUGCUUACCUGCAGAUGGCACAUGGCUACGUGAAGCAAGGUCUCAACAGUCUGAGCAAGCGGUCCAUCACCUUCCUGUGCGGGGACGCGGGCCCCCUGGCGGUGGGCGCUGUGGUGUAUCACAAGAUGAACAAGGAGAAGCAGGCAGAAGACUGCAUCACCAGGCUAAUUCACCUAAAUAAGAUUGAUCCCCACGCUCCAAAUGAAAUACUCUAUGGACGGAUGGGCUACAUCUAUGCUCUUCUCUUUGUGAAUAAGAACUUUGGAGUGGAAAAGAUUCCUCAAAGCCACAUUCAGCAGGUUUGUGAAACAGUCCUAACCUCUGGAGAAAACCUAGCUAAAAAGAGGAACUUCACAGCAAAGACUCCACUGAUGUAUGAAUGGUACCAAGAAUAUUAUGUGGGGGCUGCUCAUGGCCUGGCAGGAAUUUAUUACUACCUGAUGCAGCCCAGCCUUCAGGUGAGCCAGGUGAAGUUACAUAGUUUGGUCAAGCCCAGUGUAGACUAUGUCUGCCAGCUGAAAUUUCCUUCCGGCAAUUAUCCUCCUUGUGUGGAUGACAGUCGAGAUCUGCUAGUGCACUGGUGUCACGGCUCACCUGGCGUAAUCUACAUGCUCCUCCAGGCCUAUAAGGUGUUCAGAGAGGAACACUACCUCAAUGACGCGUACCAGUGUGCUGACGUGAUCUGGCAGUACGGGUUGCUGAAGAAGGGGUACGGGCUGUGCCACGGCACCGCCGGCAACGCCUACGCCUUCCUGACGCUGUACAACCUCACACAGGACGUGAAGUACCUGUACAGGGCCUGUAAGUUUGCUGAGUGGUGCUUAGAUUAUGGAGAACAUGGAUGCAGAACACCGGACACCCCCUUCUCCCUCUUCGAAGGAAUGGCUGGGACAAUAUAUUUCCUGGCCGACCUCCUAGUGCCCACAAAAGCCAGGUUCCCUGCGUUUGAACUAUAAAAGGAACGCCUGCCCCCUGCAACUCACUGCAUGACCCUUUCUGUGUAUCAAACCUGGACUAAGUGCUUUUAUUGCUUUUCAAGGAAACACAGGGUCAAACCGUGUACUUGAUUUAGUUGAUUUUUUUUUAAUUUCAUAAUUUGCCUUCAGUUCGGUUCCUUCUGUUUAUCAUUUACUUUUACUGAAAAGUAUCCAAGGAAAUCUUUUAACUUCAGUUUCCUCCUAAAGGAAGGGUGGAUGAUAUGUACAGUGUUUUGAGGGCAUAGAUAUAUAUAUCAGUUUCAGAAUUUGGAUGAAACCUUUCUCUUAAGCUUAUGAACAUAACCAUCCUUUGCUGUUCUAGAACUGUUUAAAAGAAACUAAAUGUACAUAAAGAAAAAUACAUGGUUAUUGUUGGAUAUUGUUA
Messenger RNA from Suricata suricatta (meerkat), 1927 nucleotides. It is a transcript of the gene LANCL1, whose product is annotated as LanC like 1. The record is from RefSeq and is a predicted model, not a curated record. Lineage: Eukaryota; Metazoa; Chordata; Mammalia; Carnivora; Herpestidae. Gene Ontology annotation, biological process: peptide modification; carbohydrate metabolic process. The transcript is spliced from 9 exons. Gene Ontology annotation, cellular component: plasma membrane. Bases 322 to 1521 code for a protein of 399 amino acids.